AUGUCUGGCGCCGAAACGGACCACUUCAACACACUUCUUUCCAGCCAUUCGAAAAGUCGGACAAACAGCAAUUUUGCGCAAGUUUUCAUUUGGUUUGAACAUUUAGGCCUAUACUGUGCAGCCCAGUUAUAUACAACAGGAGACACAUAGAGUUGUAAUGGUACGCUUACCAUCGCUCAUUCCUUUUCUCAUCUUCAUGUUGUGUCUGUAUUUGGUGAGUCAGUUAAGUCAAUGCUCAACAGUUUUAAAUCACGAGCGACAAAACAGUGAUGAUGGCCGAAGCAUUUUUCGUCGCAAGAUCAGCCAGUCCGUCAGCCAAGUGUUGAGUCAAAUGUGGCAGUUUUCACCGAGAGCUCACUUAUCGAAAAAGCAGCUGGAAACCGACGACAAAUUCAUCAAUUUGACAGCUUUGCCGAGCAAUGACGAAAGAGCUAUGAACGCGGUGCAAAUAAUCAUUAACCGCGGCUAUCCAGUAGCUUCGUACUCAGUCACGACGUCAGACGGAUACAUUUUGGAAUUGCAUCGAAUCCCUGGGCGUAAAGGUCAGACGUCCGAUUUGGGCACUGGCAAACCUGUCUGGCUACAACACGGACUUCUCUGCUCCUCAGCUGAUUGGCUAAUUACUCCCUCCGAUCAAUCUUUGGCAUUCAUCCUAGCAGAUCUUGGUUACGAUGUAUGGCUCGGCAAUGCUCGCGGCAACGUUUACUCACGCAAGCAUAAGACCCUGACUCACACCCAAAAGUCUUACUGGGAUUUCUCGUCAGUAUUAAAUUCCCCCUAUAUUUUUUAAUAAUUCAUUUGAAAUAAAAAUAUUGAGUUUAUGCA
This is a messenger RNA of Daphnia pulicaria, 825 nucleotides long. Its product is annotated as lipase lipl-3-like. Bases 158 to 790 code for a protein of 210 amino acids. Lineage: Eukaryota; Metazoa; Arthropoda; Branchiopoda; Diplostraca; Daphniidae. The record is from RefSeq and is a predicted model, not a curated record. The transcript has 4 exons. Gene Ontology annotation, biological process: lipid metabolic process.